UGAAAGCAUGGUGUAUUUUGGCAUUUUUGGGAAUCAUGACAGUGGCCGUGGAGAAGCAAGGGUGUUAUCAGGGGUAUUAUGAGGAUGGAGGGUGAAAGCAGUGACAUGAGUCGUGAAAGGAGUGUAGUGAUGGCAGCAGUUGAGAUACUUGUGAGGACUAUAUGUACCUUAGAGAGGUUGAGAGUGGUGGUUCAGAAGGAGCUAGUGGAGGUAAAGGGGAGAUUUGAGUAAGUUGAGCUGAAGGAGAGUAUUAUGAUAAGACUCAAGAGGUUUGUAGGAGCUGUAAUGGGAGUUGUAAGUAUAUGUGUGGAUAUCAGAAAGAUUGAUUUGAAUGAGGUACUGGAUAUUUGUUUGAUCUGGAGGAAAAUAAAUGAAUUCAUAUUCAUGAAUGUUCAAGCAACAAGUUGAUUCUAGAAAAUCCUAAAUAUAACCUUCCAUCAAUUUGAAGAAGUCCUGAAUAUUAUAUAAACCCUUUCAGCUCCAAAGAAAUAGAGCUUGGGACUUAUGAGUAUCCUUAUAGAUCAUUUAGUGCUCUUUCAACAGAAAUCCUAAAUAUUCAUUCACAUACCAAUUAUACGGUAACCAUCUUCACUACAGACGCUUAUUUCGAAGACGGAGACUUGAUGAUGGUCAACAUGACAAAUGUGGUACUAAAAUCCCACCCAGACAUCCUAAUCCUCUCCUCAAAGCACAAUCUCCACAGUAAGUCCUACCAUCUCAUUCCACCUAAAAAUUCCAAAAAUCCCUUAAAAUACCCUAAUUUCUUCCAGAAACUACGAAGAGUGCUCUACUUAUUCCGAGUGACUCUAAGCAGCAUGGGAUCACUUCGAAGGCCAGAUUUCAUAUUUUGAAAAAUUCAGAGAAGGAUUUAGA
This is a messenger RNA of Moneuplotes crassus, 873 nucleotides long. Lineage: Eukaryota; Ciliophora; Spirotrichea; Euplotida; Euplotidae. The record is from the annotation of a GenBank genome assembly.